AUGUCAAACCCAUUUGAAGAAGAUGAAGGACCUUUUGUGGACCCUCAACAUCCUUCUUUACCGCAUGCUGCAUUCACAAGUGACCGGUCAUCACCUAGAAGAUACCAUAGAAUAGAAGAUGACGAUGAUGAAGCAAGUGAGGAACUUAUGAUGUUUCCAGAAUCAACCCAACAACUGCCAUACAGACAAUCCCCAAAUAUAUUCACCAGAAGUGUAGCAAGUGCAAAUAGAAACCAGAGAAAUGGUCUUGGGAAUGCACCAAAUCUUCAGUUUGGGGAAGGAACAACACCAAGAUCACAAUUCACAUCUAGAGAAUCACCAAAGCGUCAACGGAAGACUGAAGUAUUCAUUGACAGCGACGAUGACGAAGGACAUGCUGCAGAUCAACUUCUGGGAUCACCAAGACGUUCGCAAUUUGGGAAAUCGAUCAACAGUUCUGCUAGAAGCGAAAGAUUCUUAGAACCACCUCAGCCAAUUUUUUCUCCUGAAACAUUUGCAGAAGCAAACCCACAUGAGGAAGACCAGGAAACUAUUACAGAUGAUAAAUCGAGGAAUAGCUACGAUUAUGAUUCCUACCAAAAAGCACAUGAACUAGAGGAAAGGUCGUUGUACUCCGAUUCUACAGCAUACAGUGGCCCAUCGUAUACUUCAGGCGAAGCAGAAGAAAGUGAAUACUUUGGAGCAUCAAUUGAUGGAGAAAUGAUGCAUAAUAUUGAUAACGGUUAUGUCCCAACAGGAGAUAAGACCGUAACAAAGCGUAAAGUCAGGUUAGUUGGAGGAAGUACUGGUAAUUUAGUGCUUGAAAACCCAAUCCCUAACGAAUUAAAGAAAGUAUUGACCAGAACUGAAUCACCUUUUGGUGAAUUUACAAACAUGACAUAUACAGCAUGUACUUCUGAACCUGAUGAGUUCGUCGAAGAUGGAUUUACCAUUAGAGCUGCAAAAUAUGGAAGAGAAACGGAAAUUGUGAUUUGUAUUACAAUGUAUAAUGAAGACGAAUUCUCUUUUUCUAGAACCAUGCAUGGUGUUAUGAAAAAUGUUGCUCACUUAUGUUCUAGACAUAAAUCAUCAGUAUGGGGUAAGGAUGGCUGGAAAAAGAUUCAAGUUAUAAUUGUAGCGGAUGGAAGAAAUAAGGUUAAUAGUUCCGUUUUGCAAUUAUUAACAGCCACUGGGUGUUAUCAAGAAAAUUUGGCAAGACCGUAUGUGAAUAAUAAAAAGGUUAAUGCUCAUUUAUUUGAAUACACAACUCAAAUAUCGAUUGAUGAAAACUUGAAAUUCAAAGGUGAUGAAAAGUGUCUUGCUCCAGUCCAAGUUAUGUUUUGCUUGAAAGAAAAAAACCAGAAGAAGAUCAAUUCACAUAGAUGGUUGUUUAACGCAUUUUGUCCUGUUUUGGACCCCAAUGUGGUCAUUUUGUUAGAUGUUGGAACAAAACCUGAUAGUCAUGCUGUUUAUAAUUUAUGGAAAGCAUUCGAUAGGGAUUCAAAUGUUGCUGGUGCAGCGGGUGAGAUUAAGGCCAUAAAAGGAAAGGGGUGGAUUAAUUUGACUAAUCCAUUGGUUGCAUCGCAAAAUUUCGAAUAUAAGAUGUCAAAUAUCUUAGAUAAGCCAUUAGAAUCUUUAUUUGGAUAUAUUUCAGUUUUGCCAGGAGCGUUGUCGGCCUAUCGUUAUAUUGCGUUGAAAAACCAUGAAGAUGGUACAGGUCCAUUGGCAUCUUAUUUCAAAGGUGAUGAUUUGUUAAACGAACAAAACGACGGUAAAAAUAACAGCAAAACAAAUUUCUUCGAAGCAAAUAUGUACUUAGCAGAAGAUCGUAUUUUGUGUUGGGAAUUGGUCUCCAAAAGAAAUGAUAAUUGGGUAUUGAAGUUUGUUAAGCUGGCGACUGGAGAAACUGACGUACCUGAAUCAAUUUCUGAAUUUUUAUCACAAAGAAGACGUUGGAUCAAUGGUGCAUUUUUCGCAGCCUUAUAUUCUUUACGUCAUUUCAAUAGUAUUUGGCUUACCGAUCAUUCAUUCUCCAGAAAGUUCUUUUUGCAUAUCGAAUUCAUUUACCAAUUUGUCUCCCUUUUGUUUUCGUUCUUCUCGUUGAGUAACUUUUAUUUGACUUUUUACUUUUUAACAGGUUCCUUAGUCGAUAAUAAGAACAUCGGAAAUAAUGGAGGUUUCUGGAUCUUCACCCUAUUCAAUUAUUUAUGUAUAUGUUGCUUAACUUCGUUAUUCAUUGUUUCGAUUGGUAAUAGACCCCAAGCCUCCAGAAAAAUCUUCAAGACAUUGGUUAUAUUAUUAACUGUGUGUGCAUUAUAUGCGUUGAUAGUAGGAUUUUAUUUUGUUUUCAGUACCAUCGAAAGCUAUGGAAUGGGGGAUUCAUCUACUUAUGUUUUCGUAAGUAUUGUUGUGUCAUUGUUGUCGACUUAUGGUUUAUACACUUUAAUGUCUAUCUUAUAUUUGGAUCCAUGGCAUAUGUUAACAUGUUCAUUACAAUACUUUUUGAUGAUUCCUUCUUAUACUUGUACUUUACAGAUCUUUGCAUUCUGUAAUACACACGAUGUUUCAUGGGGUACAAAGGGAGAUAACAACCCACAAGAAGAUAAAGAUAAUCAAUACAUUAUUCAGAAGAAUGAAAAGGGAGAAUUUGAAGCCGUAGUUGUGGAUGUUAAUAUUGAAGAAGUAUACCUCGAAACUUUGUACAAUAUCAGAGCCAGAAGAUCUAAUAAGAAAGUCUUAACUGCCCGUCCACCACCCCCACAAUUGGAGGGUGAAGAUUAUGCCAAGGAUGUUCGUUCGAGAGUUGUCUUGAUUUGGUUACUUGUUAACUUAAUUUUCAUCAUGACAAUGUUACAAGUGUACGAGCCUGGUGCAACAGACAAAAAUAUCUAUUUAGCAUUCAUUUUGUGGACAGUCGCCAUAUUGGCAUUAUUUAGAGCUGUGGGUUCAUUUGGUUACCUUAUUCAGCAAUCAGCGAGAUUCAUGGUCGAAACCAAGAGCAAGUGGAGCCAUAAGAGAGAAGGUUAUGCGGCACCAAAUACAAAUCCUUUGAAUUAA
This is a messenger RNA of Debaryomyces fabryi, 3036 nucleotides long. It is a transcript of the gene CHS1, whose product is annotated as chitin synthase. Gene Ontology annotation, cellular component: cell periphery; cell septum. NCBI's taxonomy places the organism in Eukaryota, Fungi, Ascomycota, Pichiomycetes, Serinales, Debaryomycetaceae. Gene Ontology annotation, molecular function: chitin synthase activity. The coding region runs from base 1 to 3036 and encodes 1011 amino acids. The record is from RefSeq and is a predicted model, not a curated record. The transcript has a single exon.